Molecule: messenger RNA, 729 nt
Organism: Trichomonas vaginalis G3
Lineage: Eukaryota; Parabasalia; Trichomonadida; Trichomonadidae
Product: organellar and viral DNA polymerase type B
Exons: 1
Coding region: 1-729 (242 amino acids)
Source: RefSeq, a predicted model, not a curated record
AUGCAGGACAUUAUUGACCAUUUACCCAAAUUGCCUGAAAACCAACAACAAAAGCUCACUAUUCAUGAAUUCGAUGAAAUAGAAGUGAAACCAACUGACUCAGUAGAAAUAAAGAAGUUCAUACGAAAGGUAAAUUAUGAGUUUCUAGGAUAUCAUUGCAACCAUAAAGUUAUGGACAAAGAUUGCGACAUGGUUUAUAAAAAUAUUUCUGACCUUUACAAAUCCGAAGAAUUUAAGACAUACGAUAACUUUGUUACAUUAGUUGCAAAAUGUGUAUGGCAGAUAAGAGAUGAAGAUAGAAGAGGCAACGUAUGGAAUGAACAGAUAAGACCCGCUAUGUUUGAGAUGAAGAGAGCAAUUGACGCUUUAGUUGUUUUAGCUGGUAAUGUUUCAAUGUAUAACGCAAAAAUGAAUCCGCAAUGUUCUAAAUGUAAAGCAGCAAUGAGGAAAUAUAACUACUCAGUCAAAGAGAUAGAAAGAAUGCGAAACGACUAUGCAGACUUAAAGAAAGAAGCAGAAAAGCCAGCAGAAGAUAAAAUGGAUAUGUUGACAUUUCUUAAUAAAAACUAUCCAACAGCAGAAGAUUUCCUUCUGUCUGACGUCAAGAAGAAAUAUAAAGAGACUUUCGGCAUGAUUAAAACAUUCGAUGUACUAAAAGAAGAAAUAGAAGCUACGAAAUUGUUUAGGAUUUCAAAUAUACAUCGUACAAUUCAUGUAAAACGCUUGUGA